Molecule: messenger RNA, 540 nt
Organism: Lactuca sativa (garden lettuce)
Lineage: Eukaryota; Viridiplantae; Streptophyta; Magnoliopsida; Asterales; Asteraceae
Source: RefSeq, a predicted model, not a curated record
AUGCAUGCCAACUGUUCGUUGAAUUGCUCAAACGAAACUUCCAUCACAAAAGAUGAACCGAUGAGUGACAUCUUAACCGGGCUUGAUGCUGCAAUAGCUGAUGGAGCUGAUGUGAUAUCAAUUUCUAUUGGAGAAGAAAACAUGCCUUUUUUUCAAGACAGCAUUGCAAUAGCCUCAUUUGCAGCUAUCCAAAAAGGAAUAUUUGUGAGUUGUGUGACAGGGAAUUCAGGUCCGUUCAAUGGCACUGCAACAAAUAUAGCUCCAUGGGUGAAUGCAGUAAAGUUCAAUGAAUAUUCAUCUAUUGUUGUAUCAGCAGGGUAUGAUCGUUCCUUACGUGCCUGGGACUGUAAAUCUCACAGCACUGAGCCAAUUCGGAUCAUUGACACCUUUCUAGACAGCGUUAUGUCUAUCUGUUUAACAAAAACUGAGAUUAUUGCUGGAAGUGUUGACGGAACUGUACGGACAUUUGACAUCCGGAUUGAUGGAACUGUUAGGUCAUGGCAUGUGAGGCCAACUCUUGUCUUGAAGGAUGACAAGUAG